Mercenaria mercenaria is the source of this 1537-nucleotide messenger RNA. RefSeq lists its product as uncharacterized. The transcript has a single exon. The coding region runs from base 515 to 1261 and encodes 248 amino acids. Lineage: Eukaryota; Metazoa; Mollusca; Bivalvia; Venerida; Veneridae. The record is from RefSeq and is a predicted model, not a curated record.
CAUAUGUAUAUUUCGCGGUUUGGAAGGGGUUAAUAAGUGCGAAAACUGUCAUAUAAAGCAGAAGACAAGAAUAAAAAUAUAGACUGCUGGCAUAAACAUAUUAGUUGAAAUCAAUUCCUUUCAACAAGAUUAUAACUUCUCAGACUGUUAAAGUUAUGUAUCUUACACAUAAAAUUCAUGUGUGAAUUAUUAUUUAAAUGUGACAGGAACCAAUAAAUGAAAAUGGAAUAAUAACCGACUAUUUUAGAAGUGAUUAUUUUUGAUGUGCCAUUGAAGAAGUCUCAAUACAUCGAAGUACGUUUAAUUUAACUUCAAUAAAUCAUUUAAGACAACAAUUAUAAGAUUUGUUAAGAGCUAAAAAGUAAAAAGUCAACGUUUAAGUAUAAAUAUUGAAAUAUAAGUACAUAUAGUUGACUUAGUUUAAACUUUUAAAGGGAAACGGAAUGUAAAAUAAGAAGUUAUAAUUUUCAUUGAAAAAGAAAAGUAACUAUUGGAUUAUUAUCGAUUCAAUUUCAUGUUAUUUGAUAUUCAAAAAUUGAUAUUAUAUUUUUGUGAUAACAUGAAAGUGGAUAUAGCAGCGUGUCGGUUUUUCUGUGUUAUGUUUGUAUGUUACCUAAUGGCAGAACUAUGUGAAGGUCUGGGGGAGAAAAAACUAAACACUAGUGAGACAAGGCACUUAAAUAUCCACAACGUAACACUGAACAUGCUCAAUUUACCUUUGAACAUGAACAAAACAAAUAUGACACAUACCUCAAAGGAUAUACGAUAUGGAAAUGGAACGGUAAAAAAUAUGAACGAAGGGAAUUUUACGGUUACAGAAAAGCUAACCGAUAAUGUGCCUAAUAAACCUGAUGAAACGCCGUUACCUAUUCCAGUAAUGGUAGCAAGCCCUGCAGUUGCAGUCGGUAUCUUUAUCUUUAUUUGUGUGGCCUACAAAUGGCAUACCGUCCAACUAGACGCCCAAGCAAAGGAACUUGCCGUCCACAUUACAUCUGGGGAAUGCCCUGGCCCGUGCAUUCCGUGCUCGCCGUGUAACAACACGCAAAUAUUACUUCCACUGAGUCAUUCUGUGAACACGACUUCUCAAUUUCAUUCUGAUAGUGAUUUAUGUGGAGCUAGGAGAAAAAGCUUGCGGACUCCUUCUCCAAUACUGUUAGCACCUCCUGGACUAGGAAAUCAUGGAGGUUCUAGCUGGAGUGCUCUCUCUGACCAAGAAGUGAUAAGUCAUUCGCCUCGUCGACAUUCCACGUUUUUGCUUUAAAUGUUUAUCUAUAAGCGCAUUUCAUUUCAUGUGAUAUGUUUGAGAAAUUUAGUAUCUUCAAAAAUAAUGCCAAUGCACCGUUUUGAGAUUGUAUAAAUUUUCAUUUCAAUAUUUGCUGUUAUUGGAUUCUGUGUCUGCAAUGGUUUAUAUUUGACAAUAGAUUGAAUUGAUAAACCUUUGUUGUAUAAGAUGGACCAAAUAAGUUUCUUGAUAUGUAUCAAUAUUUUAAUGCUAUACAUUUGUAAUGACUAUUGUAUCAGCUCACUCCAUUCCUAC